Messenger RNA from Hevea brasiliensis (rubber tree), 1583 nucleotides. RefSeq names its product D-3-phosphoglycerate dehydrogenase 1, chloroplastic-like. The coding region runs from base 37 to 1371 and encodes 444 amino acids. The record is from RefSeq and is a predicted model, not a curated record. Gene Ontology annotation, cellular component: chloroplast stroma. Gene Ontology annotation, molecular function: NAD binding; phosphoglycerate dehydrogenase activity. The transcript has 4 exons. NCBI's taxonomy places the organism in Eukaryota, Viridiplantae, Streptophyta, Magnoliopsida, Malpighiales, Euphorbiaceae.
ACCAAAUUCAUACCAAAGAAUGCUGUCAACUAAUUCAUGGAAUUAUGUGUCUUAUUUUCCAUUAUCUUUGAUUCAAUCAUAACGACAGCUAAAACAUAUCUUGCGCUCUGUUCAGGCAAGUGGCAGAGAAGCAAAUAUGUAGGAGUGUCGCUUCUGGGGAAAACACUUGCUGUGAUAGGGUUUGGAAAAGUUGGAUCAGAAGUUGCUAGGCGUGCCAAGGGUCUUGGUAUGAAUGUGAUUGCACAUGAUCCUUAUGCUCCUGCAGACCGGGCGCAUGCAAUAGGUGUGGAGUUGGUGCGCUUCGAAGAAGCCAUAUCAUCAGCUGAUUUCAUAUCUCUGCAUAUGCCUCUUACCCCUGCUACAUCAAAAAUGUUCAAUGAUGAAACUUUCUCAAAGAUGAAGAAAGGAGUCCGAAUUGUUAAUGUUGCUCGUGGUGGAGUCAUUGAUGAGAAAGCUCUAGUUAGGGCUUUGGAUUCUGGGAUUGUUGCUCAGGCUGCUCUUGACGUCUUCACAGAGGAGCCCCCACCUACAGAUAGCAAGUUGGUGCAACAUGAAAAUGUGAUCGCAACUCCUCAUCUUGGUGCUAGCACUACCGAGGCGCAGGAUGGCGUGGCCAUUGAAAUAGCAGAAGCUGUCGUUGGUGCUUUGAAAGGGGAGCUUGCAGCCACUGCAGUGAAUGCGCCUAUGGUUCCUGCUGAGGUUCUUUUGGAACUUGCACCAUUUGUUGUUCUGGCAGAAAAGCUUGGAAGGCUGGCUGUGCAACUGGUUGCUGGUGGAAGUGGUGUGCAGUCAGUGAAAGUGAGUUACGCUUCUGCCAGAGGUCCAGGUGAUCUUGACACUCGACUUCUCCGAGCUAUGAUUACCAAGGGUAUAAUUGAGCCUAUCUCCAAUGUUUUUGUGAACUUGGUAAAUGCUGACUUCACUGCUAAACAGAGAGGAAUAAGGAUAACAGAAGAGCGCAUUGUAUUGGAUGGUUCACCUGAUAAUCCACUCGAAUUUAUCCAGGUUCAAAUUGCCAAUGUGGAAUCCAAAUUUGCAAGUGCAAUUUCUGAGUCUGGUGAGAUUAAAGUGCAGGGAAGAGUGAAAGAUAGGAAGCCCCAUCUUACCAUGAUAGGGUCAUUUGGUGUUGAUGUGAGCAUGGAAGGUAGCCUCAUACUGUGCAGGCAGGUUGAUCAACCAGGUAUGAUUGGUAAAGUCGGGAGUAUCCUUGGAGAGGAGAAUGUAAAUGUGAGCUUCAUGACUGUUGGGAGGAUCGCUCCACGAAAGCAAGCAGUUAUGACCAUUGGGGUGGAUGAGGAACCCAGCAAGGAAGCAUUGAAGAGAAUUGGAGAAAUAACAGCCAUUGAAGAGUUUGUUUUCCUGAACUUGUAGUAGGGCAGUCGAUAUCAUCAUCCUUCAUGCCCAAUUUUGGGGACGCUUCAUGGUAGUAAUUAGUCAAGAUUUAUUAUUAUUAUUAUUAUUAUUAUUAUUAUUAUUAUUAUUAUUUUGUAUUAAAUUUUUGUGACACCACUUGACAAGUUUCAUAUUUUCAGUUAGGCUUUCAUUGUGGAAUCGGCAUGGCAUCAAAAACAGGAAUUUUAUUC